Molecule: messenger RNA, 2289 nt
Organism: Debaryomyces hansenii CBS767
Lineage: Eukaryota; Fungi; Ascomycota; Pichiomycetes; Serinales; Debaryomycetaceae
Gene: GCS1
Product: glutamate--cysteine ligase
Exons: 1
Coding region: 1-2289 (762 amino acids)
Biological process (GO): glutathione biosynthetic process
Molecular function (GO): glutamate-cysteine ligase activity
Source: RefSeq, a predicted model, not a curated record
AUGGGAUUAUUGUCGUUGGGUACCCCUUUAGACUGGCACGAUGCUAAUAAGUUCAAUGAACAUGUCAGAGAGAAUGGUAUAAGGCAGUUGAUAAAUAUUUUCAAGCAACACUCUGCUUCGAGGGUACAAGAUCCGUUCUUAUGGGGUGAAGAAGUUGAGUAUAUGCUAGUCGAUAUUGAUGCGAGGUCUAAAACUGCUAAGUUAGCGAUCGAUAAGGAUUACAUAUUGAACGAUUUGAACGACCCCGAAAAACCUGAAUCGUAUGAAAAAUCGAUCAAGAACAACAUUUUAUUUCACCCAGAGUACGGUAGAUACAUGAUUGAGGCUACUCCUUUAAAGCCAUAUGAUGGUGAUUUGCUAGACGAUUAUGUUUAUGUUGAGGAGAACAUGAUAAAAAGAAGGAAAGUUAGUGAAUCAGAAUUACCGAAGAAUAUUAAACCUCUCACCUUAACAAGUUUUCCAAGAAUGGGGUGCGGUAACUUUACUUCACCGCCUGCUAAACCAAUAGGUCCAGCAUCUCAAUCGUUGUUUUUGCCAGAUGAAAUCAUUAAUCGUCAUGUAAGAUUCCCAACUUUAACAGCAAAUAUUAGAAAAAGAAGAGGGUGCAAGGUCGCUAUUAACUUACCAAUGUAUCCGGAUAUUAACACUAAAUUAAUAGAUGAUUCUAUUCCAAAAAAUCGUGAUUUAUUUGAGUCUGAUAAGGAACCAUGGGUUGGCGCCUCCAAACCAGGCCAUGUUUAUAUGGAUUCGAUGGGAUUUGGAAUGGGGUCAUCAUGCUUACAAGUGACUAUGCAAGCUCAAGAAAUCGACGAAGCAAGAUACUUGUACGAUACAUUAGCGCCUCUCACUCCAAUAAUGUUAAGUUUGACAGCAGCAGCUCCAAUUUUCAAAGGUUUCUUAGUAAACCAAGAUGUUAGAUGGAAUGUUAUUAGUGGAGCUGUUGACGAUAGAACAUUCAUAGAGAGAGAUGUCGAACCAUAUACGGGUUAUGAUUUUUUUGGAGGACUCGAUGUAACAGAGGAAGACAAAAAACACAUGGAAACAUUAGGUGGAGGUCGUGGUGUUAAUGGUGACCGUAUUAGUAACAAGUAUGGAGAGACCAGGUUAAAGACCUCUGACGGUAAACCAAUUCAAAAAAUCACUAAGUCUAGAUAUGAAUCGAUCAAUAGUUAUUUGAGCGACUACAAAUAUUCGGGUAAAACAGAUGUGUAUUUCAAAGAUAAGUACAACGAUGCUUAUAUGCCUAUGAAUAAAAAAGUGUAUGAACAAUUGAUGGACUCUAAAUUAUUUGAUCCAAUAAUGGCACAACAUUUUGCAUAUUUAUUUAUACGUGAUCCAUUAGUUAUAUUCUCCGAGAGAAUUGAUCAAGAUAAUGAGCUAGAGAAUGAUCACUUUGAGAACCUACAAUCUACCAAUUGGCAAACCUUGAGAUUUAAACCGCCAGCCUUGUAUCCAAAAAAUAUCACGCUGCAAGAGUUAGCUGCUAAACCAGGGUGGAGGGUAGAGUUCCGUCCUAUGGAAAUUCAACUAACCGAUUUCGAAAAUGCAGCAUACUCGGUUUUUAUUGCAUUAUUAUCCAAAGCUAUAUUAAAGUUCAAACCAGAUUUCUAUAUACCAAUUCUGCAUGUUGAUGAGAAUAUGGAAACAGCGCAUAAGGUAGAUUCUGUUCUCAAGGAUAAAUUUUGGUUCAAGACAUCAUGCAAGUGGCGGCUCAAUAACGAUGAAUUCAUUGGCUACGACUUAAGCUGGUUCGAUAGAUUUAUUAAUAGAGGUAACGACGAGCUAGGAGUCGACGAAGUCUACGUGAAUGGAUACGCGAGCCACGCUAAAGAGAACGUCAUUAAUGGCAAUAACCUGGCAGAUACAUCUUGUGACUACAAUGAGUCCAAAUACACCAUCGACGAAAUCAUCAAUGGUGGUGAAGACUUCCCCGGUAUGAUCAAGUUGAUCGUCAAACUAAUUGCUACUGAAUUGCUCCCAGAAUCGUCGCACCAUCACUGCGAAACGUCGCAACUUGCAAAUAGAAUGUUGAAGCUCCAAAACUACUUGCGAUUGAUAUCGUACAGAGCCUCGGGCAAAAUCCCCACGAUUGCCCACUGGAUUAGACACAAGGCCCUUAGCAACCCAUUGUAUAAACAAGACUCCAAGAUAAGUGAAGAAUUGGCUUACGAAUUAAUUAGAGACGCAACUCUCCUUUCUGAUUUGGACUUCUCCAACCGUGAUUUAUUUACCAGCUACUUCGGGACUUCAAUCUCUAAUUUUUUGAGAAACAACUCUAAUUCCACCUAG